AUGAAAUACGGUGAACGAACAGUUUUGAAAAACAUAACUCUCACAAUUCUCCCGAAACAGAAAAUAGGAAUUGUUGGUAGAACCGGUGCUGGAAAAUCGUCGAUAAUUUCGACACUUUUCCGACUCUACGAUAUCGACGGAAUUAUUAAAAUUGAUGGGGUGGAUAUUCAAGACCUCUCCUUGGAUUACUUACGUUCCAAUAUCGCUUUGAUUCCGCAAGACCCUCUCCUAAUCAGUGGCACGAUCCGUGAAAAUAUUGAUCCUUUGAGCAAAUGCCAGGACGAGGAAAUUUGGAAGAUAAUCAAAAUUGUCAAUCUCCAAGACUUUGUGACUAGUCUCAGCGACAGGAUUGAUAACAGUACGAGUUUGAGUGCUGGGCAAAAACAACUCUUGUGUUUAGCAAGGGCUAUAGCUCGCAAGAACAAAAUUAUCGUUUUGGAUGAAGCUACAGCGAAUUUGGACAGUGAGGCGGAUUCUCUCAUUCGGAACGUUAUCGAGGAGAAUUUUGCAUCUGCGACUGUGAUCAUAAUCGCCCAUAGAUUAGUUUCGGUGUUAGCGGCCGAUGUUGUAAUGGUCGUUGAUGAUGGACAAAUUGUUGAACAAGAUAAACCCGACAAGUUGUUAGAAGAUAAAAACAGUCUAUUUUUUGAAAUGAUUAAGCAGACUUGA
Messenger RNA from Tribolium castaneum (red flour beetle), 669 nucleotides. RefSeq names its product ATP-binding cassette sub-family C member 4-like. Gene Ontology annotation, molecular function: ATPase-coupled transmembrane transporter activity; ATP hydrolysis activity; ATP binding. Gene Ontology annotation, cellular component: membrane. Lineage: Eukaryota; Metazoa; Arthropoda; Insecta; Coleoptera; Tenebrionidae. The coding region runs from base 1 to 669 and encodes 222 amino acids. The record is from RefSeq and is a predicted model, not a curated record. Gene Ontology annotation, biological process: transmembrane transport. The transcript has a single exon.